AUGAUCAUAGUAAGCAGACUCAUGUACAGUAGCUUGCGACGGUAUUCACCCCCUUGGCAUUUUUCCUAUUUUGUUGCCUUAAAAUAUUUUUUGGGGGGGAGGGGGUUGUAUCAUUUGAUUUACACAACACGCCUACCACUUUGAAGAUGCAAAAUAUUUUUUGUGAAACAAUAAAUAAGACCAACAGAACUUGAGCAUGCAUACACCCCUCCCCCCUCCCCAAAAGUCAAUACUUUGUAGAGACAACUUUUGCAGUAUUUACAGUUGCAAGUCUCUUGGUUUGUCUCUUAGCUUGGCACAUCUGGUAUUUUUGCGCAUUCUUCAAGGCAAAACUGCUCCAACUCCAAGCUGCAUGGGUUCCACUGGUGUACAGCAAUCUUUAAGUCAUACCACAGAUUCUCAAUUGGAUUGAGGUCUGGGCUUUGACUAGGCCAUUCCAAAACAUUUAAAUGUUUCCCCUUAAACCACUUAAUUGCUGCUUUAGCAGUAUGCUUAGGGUCAUUAUCCUGCUGGAAGGUGAACCGCCAUCCCAGUCUCAAAUCUUUGGAAGACAGAAACAGGUUUCCCUCAAGAAUUUCUCUGUAUUUAGCACCAGCCAUCAUUCCUUCCUCUUUGUUCCUCUGAUUAAUGCCCUCCUUGCCUGGGCUGUGAGUUUUGGUGGACGGCCCCAUCUUGGCAGGUUUGUUGUGGUGCCAUGUUCUUUAAAGGUGCUCUGUGGUAUGUUUGAAGUUUCAGAUUAUUAUUUUUUAGAACCCAUCCCUGAUCUGUACUUCUCCACAACUUUGUCCCUAACCUGUUUGGAGAGCUCCUUGGUCUUCAUGGUACUGCUAGCUUGGUGGUGUUGCAGACUCUGGGGCCUUUCAGAACAGGGAGAUGACUUUGUCAGAGCCAAUGCCUGCAACAGACUGACAGUCAUUGCUGAUCAAAUUAGAUACCUGCAGGAACAAGCCAGAAAGGUUUUAGAGGAUGCCAAGAAGGACGCUGAGCUGCACCAUGCUGCAUGUAAUGUAGUCAAGAAGCCAGGGAACAUGUAUUACCUGUACGAGCGGCCCUCCGGACAGAAAUACUUCUCUAUCCUCUCGCCUCAGGACUGGGGUGCCGGCUGCCCUCACAAGCCUUGUGGUGCGUUCAAGCUUCAAUACGACAUGUCCUGGACCCCUAUAGAUGACGUGGCGAAGAAGGACGCUGAAAUCGCCAUCAUGGACAAAAUCCUGAGCCAGCAGACAGCCCUGCCUCCUUGCUUAGAGCCCAACUUUGAGAACAUCUCAAAGUAGAGCUGCAACCUGGAACAGGACCAUCUUAAAGGGGCCACAUUGAGUGGCAUUAAGUGGUCUUAAUGGACAGACAGGGACAGAUUUAAUAGCUUGAGAAACAUAAGCUAACUUGGGAGGCAAAUGUGUAUUGUAAAACACAAUUCAUUUAGUUCUUAUUCAUCUGGCACAAACCUUUAGGCAAGCUCAGUAAAUCUGGUCCCAUUAGGGUUUUAAUGUGAAACUUUAGUCAUACAGAACUGUUUUGUUGUGUCAAAGACUUCCCAAAUGGGAAAUACCCCAUGUACAUUAGCAUUAGGAACCAAUUCAAGGUUCAAAAUACUUUCCAGUUUUGCACCAAAGGUCUUUCAAGGAAUGCAUUUGAUUUACUUCCUUAAAUUAAAGCAUAUUCCUUUUCACACAAUGGAAAUUCUUGUUCUGCUAUAUCACUCAAAUGACCAUCUCUAAUAAUAGAUUUGUGUCCAUGUCUUAAUUCUAUUUUCAUGGGGGAACAGGCAACCUGUCCUGUAAUUGGGAGAGAAUGCAUCUUCUGUUUUUGGGACCUGCAAAAUGAUUGUACAGCUGUAAUAAAAUAUUUAAGUAUGGAA
Molecule: messenger RNA, 1858 nt
Organism: Oncorhynchus keta (chum salmon)
Lineage: Eukaryota; Metazoa; Chordata; Actinopteri; Salmoniformes; Salmonidae
Gene: c10h1orf50
Product: chromosome 10 C1orf50 homolog
Exons: 4
Coding region: 450-1274 (274 amino acids)
Source: RefSeq, a predicted model, not a curated record